Pieris rapae (cabbage white) is the source of this 2627-nucleotide messenger RNA. Its product is annotated as mucin-5AC. Gene Ontology annotation, molecular function: chitin binding. The coding region runs from base 287 to 2341 and encodes 684 amino acids. Gene Ontology annotation, cellular component: extracellular region. The transcript is spliced from 7 exons. Lineage: Eukaryota; Metazoa; Arthropoda; Insecta; Lepidoptera; Pieridae. The record is from RefSeq and is a predicted model, not a curated record.
UGACGCGUACCAUACGUCAGUAUUGCCAACUCCAACCGCGCGGUUACACCUAUUCCCGCCAAGUGACAACUAUUUUCGAGUGACCUUCACUUUGUGGAUUUUGUUGUGAAUCGUGAAAAUAUUGUCGUUUUUUUAUGAGAAUAAAAAAGCUUUAAUCAUACUUGGAUGUUCCGCUUACUUGGCCGCCAUGGACUCAGCUCCGUAGUUUGAUACAGAAAAAGCGCCAUUAUGAGGGGUUCAAUACACAGUACCGUUUAGCAGACGCUGCUGCACAUCGCAUAGUGAGAUGCGGCGGCAGGGUCGGCUAUCGGCUGGCGGCGCGCUUAUGGUGCGUUCCGCCUCUGCCCUACAAGUUUGGCUGUGGUUGCUGCUCUUUGUAUUUCAAAACGAAUUCCGGAUAUCGAGAUCCAUACAACCUGGGUAUUUGGAUUUCGACAAUCUCCCUGAAACGAAUUUCACAUGUACUGGCAAAGUAAUUGGUGGAUAUUAUGCAGACUUAGAAACAUCCUGUCAAAUGUUUCACGUGUGUACGGUGGGACAACAGGAUGAACCUAUGGAUAUCAAGUUCCUUUGCCUAAAUGGUACCGUUUUUGAUCAGGAAACGCGUGUCUGCGAAAGAGUCGAUGAAGUUGACUGCACUAAGUCUGAAAAAUUUUACAGUUUAAAUUUAGAAUUAUAUGGAAGUACAGCACCACCUAUUAUACCACCAGAACCAAAACCCGUUGUGACCGAAUCGAAUAAACAAUCCAAAACGAGUACGGAGACAGAUCCGUAUUCAAAGGAUUCAUCGACUUACUCAGAUAAAACGCAAAAUCAAACGACAGAAACUGUAGACUCAACCGAAGAUCCACUACAGGAAGUGAACAAAGAUGAACAUACACAACAUAUUAAAUAUAGACCUUCGCAAACGACUACAGUGAAGGAAGAAGAAGAAUACGAAGAAGGAAUAGAUGACGAAUACGAAGAUGAUUAUUCUCACCUGCUUUCAACAACAACUCGAGAACCAAUUACGACUACAUCUACGACAACAAAACGUCCAUUAUCUAGCACAACUUUGGCAUCAACUAGCCAUUCGCCGAUACCACACAUUAUUUCAUCUUCUCCCAAACUAUCGUCAAUAUCGCCACCUUCCUAUUCAACGGUGGCACCAACAUUUAACCCCUCAUCUACUUUGGAUCCAUCAUUACUCUCACCUCAGGAAUUUAUCUAUCGACAUCGAGGCCCUGGUGCUGAAGCCAUAUCUUUCCAAAGACAAAGUUUUCGUCCAGCAGAUGGUGUUUACAUAACACACGCUCCCUCGCAACAAUUCGAUCACUUUCAAUAUGAGUCAUCAAGAACUGUUCCGCGACCAACAGCAUCACGCCCAAUUCCUUUUGUGCAGCGGCCCCAACCAGCCCCAUUUCGAGCAACAACUGUAGAUCCACGAAAUCAAUUAUUAAGACCCGGGCCAUCGCCGCAAGUGCCUGAGCGCCAUGAAAUAUCUAUAAAACAGCAACCUAAACCAUAUCCAUCACCAUUGCCAUCACAACACCCAUUGCCAUUUAACCCUUUCUAUUAUGACCGAAAACGAAGUGAAGAUUCUAGUCCAGAGGAACAAUCUUCUUUAUCAGCUCGGUCUGUAGCACCGAUAACAGAAACGAAACGACCUCCGCUGAAGCCAAAAAGCCCACCACGAGUUAUAGUCACUGCUAGUGCAUCUGUGAGCGAUAGCAAUGGAAAACGGUUGAAUUAUACUGUCGGAAAUGUAGUUAGUGCUGUCAAGCCAAUAGUAGCAAUUAAUUAUGACGACUAUAAGGAGACGGAUUCCAUUUUUGAUCCAUUCUUUUUGGAUGUACCAAAACUCCAAGCACGGCGCAAGACUCGAUCUAAUAAAAAUAGACAAAUUUUUACCGUUUCGGAAACUGCAACCAUUUCUUCUAUUGAAGGAUCAAAUAAGAAGCCCAAAGCAACUUUGUCACCCGUCACUCACCGAGCGACUACCUCAAAACAUUCAACUGAAACACCCAAACCGACGACAACAGUUACAUGGAACCCUGAAGACUAUGUCGACGACAACUAUGAACCACAUGCAUAUAUACCACCAUUAGCAGUUCUGUUAAGUCAUGAUAAUAAAGUAAGAAACAAAGACAAACACUCAGUUAAAGAAGUGAUUGGGGAUCGGGCCCCACAAAGUUUGAAAGUGAUACGCAUUGAACUAUCCAAACCGACACAAUCUGCUAUGCAGACAAUCUCUAGUCAAACUGCGGGUUCUGAGGUUGUACCCACAAAUGCCUCGCCUUCACCCCUUGAAGCGCCCGCUUGUGAAAAAUCGCGCUCAAAUGACUGUCGGAAUCGUGCCUAAUUAUUUUAAGGAUUAGCUCACUUUGAAAUAGAUAAGUAGUUUCAUAUUUAUAUAGCUAGUGAAUUUAAUUUCAGUUUUAAACUUUUCUUGUGUAAAAUCUGCUUUCUUUUUAUAAGUAGUAAAUUUGGCUGGAAUGCACAUAAUAUGCUCCAUACAACGUGUAUAUAGACAAUAAUUCGAUCGAUUCAUUUCUAAAUUAUUAUGAUAUUAUGUCCUGUUUUUGACCAAGUUUAAUUUGUAUACAUAAUUUUAUAAAAACAAAACUGUAAAUAUUACCAACAUUAUA